AUGCGCAAAUCAAAGUCCUGGUUCAACGCGUCUAGCGGUUCACACCGUAGUGGGCAUUCAAUUUCGAUUGAUGGGACACCGCAGACAAUACCACCGCACGCCGCUAAGGAGAAUUCAGGGACUGAAGAGCUGAGAACACCAAAGUUACGUGUUUCCCAAUCUAUGGGUCUCCUUCCAAAGAACGGCAAUCAGACGGCGUUUUGCGGCAGCCGCACCGGGAACGACUUUGCGGCCAAGACAGCGAGAGAGCUUGCGAACCAAGGCUCGGAGGGCAUCUAUAUCUAUAAGGUCAAGGAUAUUUGGCCUUCUUGCAAGGAAACCGUCAAAGCAACACCUCAUGAAGUCAAGACAUUUUGUUCCCAAAAUUCUACCUCCUUUGAAAGGGGCCGUUGCAUGGGAAAGGAGUCUCGUGGGUUUGAUUUCGGCAGCACAGGUGAUCAGGAAACCGUAUACGACGAGGAGAAGUCCCGAGUCACCAGUUGGGCUGAUUCAGUAACCAGCCCUGCUGUUAGCCAAAUGGCAAUUGAUUGGGAAGACGAGAAGCUCCCUGUCAUCGGCGAAAAUGCUGCCCAAGCAUGCAAUAUUGAAUCUUCCGGGAGCACUACAUUCAAAAUCGACAGUCAACGUGUUUAUUCUGCCUUGAUGAAACGGGUGAAGGAAAACGAGAGGCGCACGGUGUCAGGCAGGCGAGCGACUACCGGAGCGCCCUCAUACGAUUACAACCCGACACACCAAAUCGUUAACUGCCCCAACGACCACAAAGACCCCCAGCAGUACACAAUUCGCCAUGUUAGGUCGGACUACAACAUGUUUGACGACAACUGGGAUGGUGCUACUUCAUUGAAUUCGAAAACACCCAAGAUUUCCAUGAGAUCAAACCUAGACAUGCCAUAUUCUCUUACCUCGAGGAGAAGCUCUCCUAACCCCUGGACGGAAGAUGUGAACGUCCUUUCACAAAGCUGCUCCUUUUCAUCGCCUCAAGCUUCUGAGAAUGACAGAAGACUUGUUUCGGAAAGAUCAUCUGCGUUCUUCGCUAGCCCGACCAGCCAUCUCUUUCGGACUGCCAGUCCAUACCGUCGGGCAUUGCGGGAGAGCAUGAAGGAGGCCGAGACUGCCGCACGGACUAGAGAGGCUCAAGGCCUGGGGGCCGGAUAUCUAGAGUCACUUUCAGCAAUCAGUCUUCCCACACGCCGCGCAAGCACGGGAUUCUCGGAGAGGCCCGUAAACAUGAAUUACGCCGAAAGUGUUUACUCAGACACAUACGAUUCUGAGGCCAACGAUAGUACUUCUGUCGUCCAAAAGACACCACACCUCUAUGAGAACGAGGAAUCCUUCACUGAACAAUCUUACCCUUGCUACGUAAAUAGCCAUCAGUGUGGUUCUGUGUCACCACUGAGCUUCGUGGAGUGGAAAAAGACAGCUAGCCUACACGCCAUGGGGCUCGAGGAAGUACAAGUACAAGGCGGAGAAGUCCCUACUCCUAACUUGCCUCGAACGUUUCCGAUAUUUAGCCACGUCCGGGAGCACGCAGAAAUUGAUUCGACGACGGAAUUGAUGACAUCUUCUAUGACUAGCAAGCUCGUUGUUGAAUCAACAAACAUCCCUAUCUCAAAAAUCACGGCCUUCAAGCAGGAUUUCGAACUCAAACCCGACUUCCAAAUGGGCAAUUUUGCAGGGGGGAAGAAACAGUUCCCGUCUAACAGAAAACUCGAUAUCUCCGGUGAUAUCUAA
Messenger RNA from Geosmithia morbida, 1731 nucleotides. RefSeq lists its product as uncharacterized. Lineage: Eukaryota; Fungi; Ascomycota; Sordariomycetes; Hypocreales; Bionectriaceae. The transcript is spliced from 4 exons. The record is from RefSeq and is a predicted model, not a curated record. Bases 1 to 1731 code for a protein of 576 amino acids.